Molecule: messenger RNA, 1005 nt
Organism: Racocetra fulgida
Lineage: Eukaryota; Fungi; Glomeromycota; Glomeromycetes; Diversisporales; Gigasporaceae
Source: the annotation of a GenBank genome assembly
AUGUCUCAUACCAAUAAUUCAGAAGCUGGUAAUUUUGCUGAAACUACUCAACAAAAUCAUUUACAUUAUAAUGCCAUCAAUGAUUCCUCCCUGGUCUCUUCUGAUUCCUCCCAACCCCUUGUUCAAGAGCGACGACCUAGUCAACCUUUUGUCCAAAGGAGGCGACCUAGUCUACCUUUUGUCCAAGAGAGACAACCUAGUCAACCUUUUGUCCAAGGGAGACGACCUAGUCUACCUUUUGUCCAAGAGAGACGACCUAGUCAACCUUUUGUCCAAGAGAGACGACCUAGUCAACCUUUUGUCCAAGAAAGACGACCUAGUCAACCUUUUGUCCAAGAGAGACGACCUAGUCAACCUUUUGUCCAAGAGAGACGACCUAGUCAGCCUUUUGUCCAAGGGAGACGACCUAGUCAACCCCUUAUUUAUCCAGGAGGACGACGAGCUAGUCAACCUCUUGUCCGUCCAGAAAGACGACGGCCUAUUCCUUUUUCGCAACAACUUCCACCAGACUACGCGUUAGUGAAGACUUUUAUAAAUAAUCCUAUAAUUUAUGGCAACAUUUAUGAUUUCGACAAAUUACGUAAUUUUUUUAAAAUCUUGAAAAUGAAUCUUACAAAUGACUAUAAAAACGCCGACCUCAGCGCAAUUUUCGACAAUACUGAUGGAAAUUGUGAACAGUUAGAUAUACUACGUAAAAAUGUUACGUUUAGUUGUAAGGUCAAAAACCCUUUUGGCGAAGAUUCACUUCAAACUCCAACAGGAACAUGCAUUCCCAUAAAAAAGUUGAAUGUGAAACCUAUCGCUUCUUUGUCUUUUACGUGGGAUGAUUUAAAACCAAAUCAACUUAAUAAUUGGAAUUCAGAAUUACUUGUAUAUGGCAAUACAGAAAUGCUCGGUGAUCCUCUUUACACUAUAAUAUUGGUGACUGCUUAUUCUGAAGAUAAAAAUUCUUUACAAACAACGUUAGAUAGCUUAGUAAAAACUGAUUAUAGUGAUGACCACAAG